Anarrhichthys ocellatus (wolf-eel) is the source of this 840-nucleotide messenger RNA. RefSeq names its product ubiquitin-associated protein 1-like. Gene Ontology annotation, biological process: ubiquitin-dependent protein catabolic process via the multivesicular body sorting pathway. The record is from RefSeq and is a predicted model, not a curated record. The transcript has 3 exons. Gene Ontology annotation, molecular function: ubiquitin binding. Gene Ontology annotation, cellular component: ESCRT I complex. NCBI's taxonomy places the organism in Eukaryota, Metazoa, Chordata, Actinopteri, Perciformes, Anarhichadidae. The annotation marks the transcript as partial.
AUGGACGGUGUCCCUCUGAAAAUGCCACAGGGUGCCUCACAGGAAGUCAAAGAAGACGUGGAAGUUAUUGUUCCUGAUUAUCUCACCAGACUGCAGGACACAGAGUAUGAGUUCAGUCUGGAGAACUGGGUGCUAACCGGGCUGCAGAGUGGCUACACCAGCCAGCAUCGGCCUCAGCUCCCCUCCUCUUCAUCAGGACUGCAGCCAUCUUGUCCUCCGUACUGGAUGAUGUUCAGCAGUCCGCAGCAGAGCCGCCUGGCCAGCCGCCACUGCUCUGACUUCUGGGAGCCCAAUCCUCGACAGCGCUCGCGCAGCCUCAACCCCGCAGUCCUACGCAUUAAGUUGUCCAUCUCUGACUCUGAGGAUGAGGCCUCAGAAAAAGCCAAGAUAUGUUUUUCAGGGAAAGCCUGCUCUGGUGGAGAAAUUGCUGCUGCUUCAUGUCAGCGUGGUCAGAGGAAAGCACAGAGAGCCUUUGUCCCAGACCUCCUGAACCCUCCGGCCUGCCUCAGCAGCCUGCCUCACCAGCGCAGGAAGAACCUGCGACAGUGCUCCCUGUCAGUGCUGGACACAUCCGAACAGCACGGUCCCAACACAGACAGCCCAUCCUCAAACACGACCCCCACCAGCAGAGCCCCCAACACCAGAGCCAAUACAGUCGACAUGCUCCCCAGUGUCAACACAACACACAUGAAGUCCUCUGGGUCGGACUCGUCAGUAGAGCUCCUGUCAGCUCUGAGCCCAGAGGAGAGAGAGCUGCUGGGGGCCAUCACCGCCCGGGGUUACCCCCUCCGCACCGCCAUCAUCGCCCUGCAGAAGACCGGCCGGCAGACCCCAGAUCAG